Messenger RNA from Teleopsis dalmanni, 420 nucleotides. RefSeq lists its product as uncharacterized. The transcript has a single exon. NCBI's taxonomy places the organism in Eukaryota, Metazoa, Arthropoda, Insecta, Diptera, Diopsidae. Bases 1 to 420 code for a protein of 139 amino acids. The record is from RefSeq and is a predicted model, not a curated record.
AUGACCCACGAACGAUUCACUUUCAUUAUAGACUGUAAAAAAUCAUCACAGUCACAAUAUUGUAACAACACACGACAACAACUACACCAAAAUAAUCAAAACUCAAAUUACACAGACAAACGACAACAACCACAUCAAAAUGAUCGAAACUUAAAUUGCACAUAUAGACGCCAACAGCCACAACAAAGAGACCAAACACCGUUUAUACCUAACAACCAAUAUAAUUAUAACAAUAAUUUUAGGCGACACAAUCAGAAUAAAACCGGUAACUCAAUUCGGACUAGAAAUUUCCACUUGAGUGUUGACACACAAUACACUAGAUUAAGUCAAAAUGGAACAGGACCCCAACCUAUGGAUGUUGGCAAUUUACAGGAAGACUUAAAUUUUUCCCAAACGCCUCAAUUUGCAAAUUGGUUCUGA